Acanthopagrus latus (yellowfin seabream) is the source of this 2406-nucleotide messenger RNA. RefSeq names its product seryl-tRNA synthetase 1 (gene sars1). NCBI's taxonomy places the organism in Eukaryota, Metazoa, Chordata, Actinopteri, Spariformes, Sparidae. Gene Ontology annotation, cellular component: cytosol. The record is from RefSeq and is a predicted model, not a curated record. Bases 1 to 1536 code for a protein of 511 amino acids. Gene Ontology annotation, molecular function: tRNA binding; serine-tRNA ligase activity; ATP binding. The transcript has 11 exons. Gene Ontology annotation, biological process: seryl-tRNA aminoacylation.
AUGGUGCUCGACUUGGACCUGUUUCGGACCGACAAAGGCGGCGAUCCAGAAAUCGUCCGUGAGACCCAAAGGAAGAGGUUUAAAGAUGUCACACUUGUCGACAAACUGGUCGCCGCAGACACAGAGUGGAGAAAAUGCCGCUUUACUGCAGACAACCUCAACAAAGCCAAGAACCUCUGCAGCAAGAGCAUCGGGGAGAAAAUGAAGAAGAAGGAACCAGUCGGGGAGGACGAGUCUGUACCCGAAGAAGCACAGAACCUGGAGUCCCUAACAGCUGAAACACUAUCGGCCUUGACAGUUACCCAGAUCAAGAAGGUGCGUUUGUUGGUGGACGAGGCCGUGGAGAAAAGUGACAGCGAGAGGAUAAAGCUGGAGGCCGAGCGCUUCGAGUACCUGAGGGAGAUUGGCAACCUUCUGCACCCGUCUGUACCCAUCAGCAAUGAUGAGGAUGCAGACAACAAAGUGGAGCGCACCUGGGGCGACUGCACCACCCAGAAGAAGUACUCCCAUGUUGACCUGGUUGUCAUGAUCGAUGGGUUUGAUGGAGAGAGGGGGGCCAUCGUAGCCGGGAGCAGAGGUUACUUUCUGAAGGGGCCACUGGUGUUCCUGGAACAGGCCCUGAUCAAUUACGCUUUAAGGAUUCUCCACAGCAAGAAUUACACCAUGCUCUACACACCCUUCUUCAUGAGGAAAGAGGUCAUGCAGGAAGUCGCCCAGCUCAGCCAGUUUGAUGAAGAGCUGUACAAGGUCAUCGGUAAGAGCAGUGAGAAGUCAGACGACAGCACCAUCGAUGAGAAGUACCUCAUUGCUACCUCGGAGCAGCCCAUUGCAGCCUUCCUGAGAGACGAGUGGCUCAAACCCGAGGACCUGCCCGUCCGCUACGCUGGCUUCUCCACCUGCUUCAGACAGGAAGUGGGCUCCCAUGGCCGAGACACCCGUGGGAUCUUCAGGGUGCACCAGUUUGAGAAGAUCGAGCAGUUUGUGUACGCCUCCCCACAUGACGGCAAGUCUUGGGAGAUGUUUGAUGAGAUGAUUGGAACAGCAGAAGAGUUCUACCAAUCACUAGGAAUUCCUUAUCGCAUCGUCAACAUCGUCUCUGGUGCCCUGAAUCACGCUGCCAGUAAGAAGCUGGAUUUGGAGGCCUGGUUCCCAGGCUCUAGUGCUUUCAGAGAGCUGGUCUCCUGCUCAAACUGCACCGACUACCAGGCCAGGCGCCUCCGCAUCCGCUAUGGACAAACCAAAAAGAUGAUGGACAAGGCAGAGUUCGUGCACAUGUUGAACGCAACCAUGUGCGCCACCACACGUGUGAUGUGCGCCAUCCUGGAGAACUACCAAACUGAAGAAGGCAUCAUUAUUCCAGAAAAGCUCAGGGACUUCAUGCCUCCUGGUUUGACUGAGAUCAUCAAGUUCGUCAAGCCCGCUCCUAUUGAUCAGGAGAUGGCUAAGAAAGCAAAGAAACAGGCAGGAGGGAAGAAGAAGAAGCAAGAAGGAGACCUGCCCAACGCCAUGGAGACCAUGUCUGUCAACGACUCGUAGACCCCAUCAACAGGACCACAGUGUCGCUUCACCAGCCACACAGAUAUAAACUGAUGGAACAGAGCCUCACGUUAAAUGAUCACAGAUCAUUUUUGCUGUUUCUCCCGAAAUAAAAUUGUCGAAAAAAAAAUCAGGAAACAAAUCUCAGAUGGUUUAACUUAAUGCUAUCCGUACCUUAGAACAAAGCUGGCUAUGUCCCAUCAGUGUCUGAAUGGAUGGUGUCAUUCAUCUCAGCUGUUUCUCCAGUCGUUCACUUUAAAGGGAACUUUCUCUGUUUUUUCUCACCAAUCUACAGUCCACUUCAGAGUCCACUGACCACCUGUCUGUCUCUGUCACUUUCUCACAUCUGCAGCAACACUGAGCCUGAAACAAACGGAUAAGAUAUUCCCAAUCAGCAGCAACAUUUCUGUUUAGUUCCUGUGACUCGUGUGUAGUGCAGAUAAACCACUCCUCAUAUACAAAUACACGCUUUGGAGAUCUGUCGUUAUCUUAGAAUUGCGGGAUUUUUGUAUAACUGAUCAGCGACUGUCUGAAAUCUUCAUUCACCGACCAAAAUCUGCAUCUCUUCUGUAAAAUGUGGUUGGUUGCUUCAUGUGUGAAAUGGUUUUCAAGUUGGUCUAACUGCUCUAAUUCAGGAUCUGCGUGAUCUUUGGAAAGUUGAUCAGGUGUUUGUCUGUUUUAGGCUUCCCCUCAUGUCAUCUCUGGCCACAAUCAUCAUCAUCUUCAACUAUAAUGCUGUUCACAAGCUUAUGAUUGAGACAUUGACAUCGUCUUUCUGCGCUUGCUAAUAUAAAUAUAUAUAUAUGAUUGAGGAAUGAUGGAGUGGCACUUACUGUAAACCAAUAUUAAAUAAAGUUGGUAUGGAAGUUC